Molecule: messenger RNA, 875 nt
Organism: Pterocles gutturalis (yellow-throated sandgrouse)
Lineage: Eukaryota; Metazoa; Chordata; Aves; Pterocliformes; Pteroclidae
Gene: CT55
Product: cancer/testis antigen 55
Exons: 6
Source: RefSeq, a predicted model, not a curated record
AUGGUGAGCCUCUUUGCUAAGGUGCUCUCCUACUUCUGGAGACGCGCAGGUGAUGAGGAAGGAGAAGAUGAGAGAGGGGCGGCCUCAGGUGAUAAAGAAUUAAAAACUGUUCAAGGAGUAGUGACAAGAUUUUGCUAUGAUUAUGGGAUGAUAGAUGACAUGAUAAUCUUCACAAAAGAUGCUAUUACAAAAAAUAUGCUGCUGACUAUUGGACAAGAAGUUACUGCCACGGUUGAAGAGGAUAAAACUUCAGGUAGCUUGAAGGCCAUCAGGGUAGAUGCCAUCCAGAAUACAUGGGGAGACUCCAGUACUACUUGUGAUGAUUCUGAACCUAAUAUGAAACUAUUAAUUGGCAAUAUUACCUCUCUUUGCAAGGAUGGAGGCUAUAUUAAUGGGAAUACUUUUUUUGCAAUGGAAAACGUCUGUGAAGGUUUUGAACCUUGUGAAGGUGACUGGGUGCAAGCAAAAUAUUUUAUUAACCCAAUAACAUGGCACAGUGAAGCAGUUGGUGUAAAGCCUUUGAGAUAUAAGCAAGUAGACAAGGUUCGCAUUUCCAGCAUCUGUGGAAGAAAUGGCACAGUAGAUGAGAGUAUAUUUUUCACUUUGGAUUCAUUGAGACUUCCUGAUGGCUAUUCACCGUGUAGACAUGAUCUAGUGAACACAAUUGUGGUGGAGAGCAGUCAGUCAUGUUAUAUUUGGAGAGCUCUCUGCUUGGUGCCAGUCAGCCAGGACGGACAAAUUCACUCUAAUGGGGUCAAUCUGGAUGAGCCUUAUGAGAACUUAAUGAGAGACAAAGGAGGUUUGGAAGUAUCAAGAAUGAGUAAUUUUGGAACUCUGAAGCAGGGGGAAUCUAAAAGAAUGAUCAUUUGGAUAGA